This is a messenger RNA of Cylas formicarius (sweet potato weevil), 1077 nucleotides long. Its product is annotated as pseudouridylate synthase TRUB2, mitochondrial. Gene Ontology annotation, biological process: RNA processing; pseudouridine synthesis. The coding region runs from base 117 to 1049 and encodes 310 amino acids. NCBI's taxonomy places the organism in Eukaryota, Metazoa, Arthropoda, Insecta, Coleoptera, Brentidae. Gene Ontology annotation, molecular function: pseudouridine synthase activity; RNA binding. The record is from RefSeq and is a predicted model, not a curated record. The transcript has 5 exons.
AGAAAGUUGAAGAAGAAUAACAAAUUAACCUUAAAUGUGUAUUUUUAUUUAUGCAUAACUGUUUUAAAAAAAGAUACGCAUAGGCAAUAAUUGGGCGAUUUUCGUUACCGUCCGUGAUGAAAUCGCUCGUAACACAAGCGCCCGUAGUAUGGAAAGUCCUAAAAGGUUUGGUGUGCGUUUAUAAACCCGCCCAGACUUCGGUAAAGGCGCUUAGGCUAGUUUUAAUAAAAAAACUUGUAGACGAAUUAAACGAGUUGGAAUGCCGGCCGCCGCGCGAUUACAUAGAAAUACAAGGUGAUCCCGAGGGGCAGCACAAGGUCGUUGUGAGGCCAAGUUAUGCGGACCAUCCGUUGGUUGUAGGGCCCCGAUACCAAGAACAAGACCUCCCAGUCAGUUGGUCGAACUAUUUGGGAUUUAACACAAGCGGGGUGUUGAUUUUUGGGAUAAAAUCCGGCACUCUGAAAGCGAAAUAUCUGCGCGAGAACAGGUCCACGCGUGCUUACAGAAUCAGCGGCGUUUUUGGCCAGGCCACUGAUGACUGUUUUAAAACGGGAAAAGUGGUAGAACGAUCGACGUGGAGGCACGUAAAAAGGAGUCACAUGGAUCAUUUGCUGAGCUCCAUGCAAUCAUCGCAUCAAAAAAAAAUGUUUGAAAUAUGCGGGGUCGACAUGCAGUCCCAAACGGCUUACGAACUGGCCUCUCAGGGCCUCAUAAGGCCCGCCAAUUCGAAACUGCCAGUGAUUUACGGCAUGAAAUGCGUGGAAUUUGGUGGCCCGCAGCUGCCACAUUUCGCGAUAGAAAUUCAAUGCAUCAACGAGUACGAGUCUUACUUGACGGGUUUGGUGCAUGAGAUUGGCUUGAAGAUGCACUCGACCGCUCAUUGUACAGGUAUCCAGUGCAUACGACACAGCCGAUUCACCCUAGAAGACGCGCUGCUAAUGAAGCACUGGACACUGCAAGCAGUUAUCGACAACAUUCAAAGAAAUAACAAAAUUCUGAAGGAAUUCGGGGGUGUUUUGAAACAACAAAGCGCGAGUUUGGUGGGCUGACCUAUAAAAUAAAAUUUUAUUACUUGAA